Sinocyclocheilus rhinocerous is the source of this 967-nucleotide messenger RNA. RefSeq lists its product as uncharacterized. The record is from RefSeq and is a predicted model, not a curated record. The annotation marks the transcript as partial. The transcript is spliced from 3 exons. NCBI's taxonomy places the organism in Eukaryota, Metazoa, Chordata, Actinopteri, Cypriniformes, Cyprinidae.
UGAACUUGCAGCAGCCCAGUAUUUCCCACAGUGCUCCUGAUGGAUGGUUUGACGUGGGGCCUCAGGGGCCAGUGAUUACCAGGGGCCACAAUUUCACUAUCAUCUGUUCAACUCAAUCUCAGUAUCCUGGAGGAUCUUUUCACCUAUUCAGAGGAUCAAGCAUCACCAGGACUGAGUCAGCCGUCAGUCACUCUGCCUCCUUCUUCUUUCCUGAGGCAGAUUAUUCACACGAGGGAAACUACAGCUGUGUUUAUGAAGUCAGUGUCUCCUCACGCUCCUUCCGUUCAUCUGCCUCUGAACUGCUGCUCAUCACUAUCACAGCCUCCCUGCUUCCUGUCAUUGGUGCUGCAGUGUCAGCUGUGCUGCUCUUAUUGUCCUCCCUCAUAAUCAUCCUCCUGCUGAAGAGAAGACAAAAGCAAAGGAACAAACAAAGUCAUUUGAAGUGCUCUUUUAUGAAAGGUCAAGCUGCAUCACAUAAUAGCAAAAAUGAAGAUGAUGAUGAUGAGGCAGAUUAUGAAAAUGUGGAACUUGAUGAAAACAUGGAUCAUGAUGAUUAUGAACCGGACUAUAUUAAUGUGGACUCUGAUCAUUCUGAACAGGACUAUAUUAAUGUGGACUGACCAUUCUGAAGAGGACUAUGUCAAUGUGAAUAUUACAGAGAAAAGUGUGGUGAAAGCUGUUGUGAUUAAUAUUGAGUGAACCCAAAAACUACAAUUAUUGAGGCUCAAAACAGAUUAAAUAUGGCAGCCUUGAUUUGAAUCAAUUCAGUUGACAGUGUGAUGAACAGAGAGACAACAGCAUGGGAUGCUGACCCCUAAUACAGUGCAUUCAUUCUGAGCACUGCAGUGUUCAUCACAGCCUGCUGCACAUAUUCCAACUGAUAGAUUUUUGUUUAGUGCAUCCAGUGAUUCAAGUGAACUGUGUCCCAGGGAUAUCAGAUCACAUUUAGUAAUAAGUGAAAUGGAGA